AUGCCUUUGAUCAACGGCCAGAAAAUGGCGUGCGAGCCUUGCAUCCGCGGCCAUCGCUCAACUAAAUGCACACACGCAAAUGAACGUCUCAUGGUGCCGGUACGGAAGCCUGGUAGACCGUUGAGCUCGUGUCCUCACCCUUCCUCGCGACCUUGUGCAUGCGCAGCUGUCACUGCCGCCAUUCCCAGAAAACAAAAGUGUCGGUGUGGGACGUCGAAUACCGCCAGUCCUGCCCACGCGACUGACAAUGACGCCUCCAGUCGUGCCACGACACCCCCUAGUCCUUCGAAGCAUGGUCAUGCUGGGUUUCGAGUGCACAAGCAGGGUACAAAGUCGACGUCUUGUAGGAAGCAGUCGGUUGAUAUUGCCGGCUUGCAGAGGAUGGACACGAGCCAGUUGAAUGUCAUGCCGCCCUACAACGGACUGACUGCGCAGCAAAUGAGAACGACCGACGGUUCAACCACUCCCAUGUCGGACGCGUCACUCUACGGAACCAUGGCCAUGGCACCUAGCGACGGGUCAGUCGUCACCAGUCAAGCAAACUUUCCGCUGUUUCCCUACACCAUGCCGCCUUCCACGAUACCUGCUCCAGGCAACCCGGAACCCGCAGCAGAUGGGGAAACCGAUGGCCCAGCGAAUGGUUCUGGAACCUCGAGCUCCCGAGCCGCCAAAAGCUGCUGUGGCAGCAGCGGCGGCGGCCAAAAGUCAUCAUUGCAAAUCGACAUCCCUCCCGGGCCAACACCCCCACCAAGCGCAAAGGACAAGGCGGAGCAAAAGGCCGAAAGUUGCUGCUCUCCCCAGCCUUCAUACAACGCUCACAUCAAGGAGUCGACUGCCGGGAUCAUGUCCCCUCCCGGAAUACACUUCCCACCAAGCCCGGCCAUGAUGCAUCAUCCGUUUGAACAGGGCGUGGCCAUGGGAAACGGGCUGUAUCCUUUUUAUGCGCAACCCAGCAUCUUCAACUACCCUCCGCAGUACGGCUCUUACAUGCAGCCCCUCCAGCCCGAGCAAUGGAGGCAAUUCAUGGCAGCCAUGACGUUUGGCCAACCGGGGGCCUGCCCUCCAUUCGCCAUGGCAGGAGCAGUGCCCAUGCAGCAACCUCCGACCACGCCGAAUGGAUCCGCCUGGACAUCACAUCAUUGCAGCUGUGGUGAUUCUUGCCAGUGCAUUGGAUGCGCAGCUCAUCCCUACAACGAGGCGACCAAAAACUAUGUGCGCUCAGCUUGGAACACAUUGAGGGAAGAUUCGGACAAGGGGCCGCCUGCUCAUGCAAAUGGCAAUGGAUCGACUCUGAACGGGCCGGCGGCUAUUGCGAGUGGCUCGAAUGGCUCGAAUGGCGAGCACGAAGAAAUGGCAAACGGAGCCUCUCACGGAACGUCGACUCCCAAUACAGUCAACCCCGACGGAACGUGGUCGCCUGUUGCUGCGCAGACGCCGUCAGACGCAGCGUCGGGCAUAAGCGAAGAGCAGGCGUUAUCUGCGAGUGAUUUCUUCUUCGUCAGCUACCCGUUUGACGACGCCUGUGCCGGCCAAGGGUCGAGUUGUCCAUGCGGCGACGAUUGUCAAUGCAUCGGAUGCACUAUUCACAACAUUUCCGGUCCGGCGGCGCAAGGCCCAGGCAACGAUCAUCCUUGA
Messenger RNA from Ustilaginoidea virens, 1635 nucleotides. RefSeq lists its product as uncharacterized. Gene Ontology annotation, molecular function: copper ion binding; RNA polymerase II cis-regulatory region sequence-specific DNA binding; DNA-binding transcription factor activity, RNA polymerase II-specific. The transcript is spliced from 2 exons. Lineage: Eukaryota; Fungi; Ascomycota; Sordariomycetes; Hypocreales; Clavicipitaceae. Gene Ontology annotation, biological process: intracellular copper ion homeostasis; positive regulation of transcription by RNA polymerase II; intracellular iron ion homeostasis. Gene Ontology annotation, cellular component: nucleus. Bases 1 to 1635 code for a protein of 544 amino acids. The record is from RefSeq and is a predicted model, not a curated record.